AAUGACGCCAUGAUCUACACACAUGGGAAAACAAAAUUCGAAAAUUUCCCACACCCACAGCUUCUGGUAUUCAUCAAUUACAGUAUUUCAUACUGUUCUUCAAUAAAGAUGGUGAAAUCGCGAAUCUUUGCUAGAUUUUGUGUCGAUCAAACCCCUUUUUGACUGGAAUAUAAGGUGGGGUUUCGAUUCUCAUGCCCUCAAUUUCAGUCGCCGUAAACAAAGAUCAAGAGGGUGUGAGGCAUAGAAUUGGAUCGAAGAGAAGUAGAUUACGCUAGAAAACGAGAUGAUUCCUUCAUCGGAAUUGGUAGCAGUGGAGGAGGAUUAUUAUUCGUCGGGUGCUUAUUCUUCGGGCGAAAACGAUGAUAAGAAGCCAGAUACGGGCAACAUAGAAGAAGCGGAAUCAUCUCUACGUGAAAAUGGUUCUUUGAACUAUGAGGAAGCAAGAGCGUUGCUAGGGAGAUACGAAUACCAAAAGGGAAACGUAGAAGCCKCUCUUCAUGUUUUUGAAGGGAUAGAUAUAGCCACGGUAACUCCGAAGAUGAAGAUUAGCCUUGUCCAAAGAGGAGAAUCUCGUAAAAAACUUUCCCAUAAUCACACCGAUCCACCGUUGUCUAUACACGCCGUCGGUUUACUCCUUGAAGCGAUAUAUUUGAAGUCGAAAUCAUUGCAAAUUCUUCAGAGGUAUAAAGAAGCUGCUGAAUCGUGCAAAGUUAUUCUCGACAUCGUUGAAUCAUCGUUACCAGAAGGCUUGCCAGACAACUUUGGUGCUGACUGUAAGUUGCAGGAGACUCUAAACCGUGCAGUCGAGUUGCUUCCCGAGUUAUGGAAACUCGCAGGUUCACCCCAGGAAGCAGUUUUAUCAUUCCGGCGGGCGUUACUUCACCACCAGAAUCUGAAUGCAGAAACAACUGCAAAGAUUCAGAAGGAGUUUGUCGUUUUUCUUCUUUACAAUGGAGGCGAAGAAGCUGUCCCUCCUAAUCUACGAUCUCAAAUGGACAGUUCGUUUGUACCCAGAAACAACAUCGAAGAAGCGAUCUUACUUCUGAUGAUUUUACUGAGAAAAGUUUCGUUAAAGAUGAUCGAAUGGGACCCGAUGGUUUUAGAUCAUCUUUCUUAUGCGACGGCCAUCUCCGGCGGGCUCGGAGCUUUGUGUACACAGCUCGAAGAACUGCCACCUGGCGUUAUCGACGAAAAAGAACGGUACCUCCUUUUAGCCCUAUGUUACCACGGUCAAGGUGAUGAUUCCUCGGCUUUGCAUUUACUGAGAAGUAUAUAUAGACACAUGGGCCCACAUUCUGGGCCUGCGUUACUUUUGGCUUCGAAAAUUUGUGCCGAAAGCUCGAGUUCUUGUGAAGAAGGUGCAAGUACUGCUAAACGGGCCAUUCAGGCGUUGGAAAACCAAUGUGACGAGAUGGUCGGUGUUGCGUAUUAUACGUUAGGAGUUUCGCUCUCGGCCCAUUGCAGGUUUGCUGUCAGCGAUCUCGAACGAGUCGAGAAACAAUCGGAGGCGAUUCGGUGUUUGGAAAUCGCRGGGAGAUUGACGAGAAUGAACGAUUCGAGAAUUGUUUACGAGCUGAGUUUGGAAAAUGCAGAGCAGAGGAAGUUGGAUACAGCUCUCGGUUAUGCGAAACGGUUGGCUAAGUUGGAAGGUGGUUCGAGCCUGAAAGGGUGGAUCCUAUUGGCUAGAAUAUUGUCGGCCCAAAAACGGUUUGCAGAGGGCGAAACGGUCAUAAACGCGGCUAUCGAACAGACCGGGAAAUGGGAUCAGGGUGAAUUGCUUAGAACCAAAGCCAGGCUCCAGGUUGCACAAGGUCAGGUUAAGAAUGCCAUUCAGACAUACACUCAGAUUCUGGCUGUUCUUCAAGUUCAGAGUAAAAGUUUUCGAUCUCAGAAAAGGAAUCACGAGAUUGGCGGAAAACAUCUGAAAAGCUUGGAGAUGGAAACAUGGCAUGAUUUGGCCAUGGUUUACAUGAACUUAUCGCAAUGGCGUGAUGCCGAGGCUUGCCUUUUGAAAUCCGAAACCAUUAAUUACUACUCGGCUUCCAGAUUGCACAUCACCGGUUUACUCUAUGAAGCAAAGGGUCUUGACAAAGAAGCUCAGAAAGCUCAUGAACUUGCUUUAGACGUGGAUCCGGUUCACGUGCCGAGUCUGGUUUCCGUAGCCGUGAUCAUCCGACGAGCAGGCGGCAAGUCRGCGGCAGCAGCCAAAAGCUUCUUGACCGAAGCGUUACGGCUAGACCGGCUGAACCCAUCGGCUUGGUACAACCUUGGCUUGUUUUACAAAGAUGACGGUCCUAUGUUUCUAAGGGAAGCCGCCAAUUGUUUCGAGGCUGCUGGCAUACUCGAGGAAACCGAACCGAUUGAGCCGUUCAGAUAACCACCGUUCACAUUGCAUAUCGUUGUUUCGAAGAAAUAUUGGUACCGUGUACUCGAUAAGAACAUGGAAAAUAUAUGACCAAGACCGAGGUCUGAGCAAUUCUUUUUGCCGGUUUAAAGGCAAUUGAACAACCCAA
Messenger RNA from Cynara cardunculus var. scolymus (artichoke), 2513 nucleotides. RefSeq names its product protein NPGR2-like. The transcript is spliced from 6 exons. NCBI's taxonomy places the organism in Eukaryota, Viridiplantae, Streptophyta, Magnoliopsida, Asterales, Asteraceae. Bases 284 to 2377 code for a protein of 697 amino acids. The record is from RefSeq and is a predicted model, not a curated record. Gene Ontology annotation, molecular function: protein binding.